Messenger RNA from Scedosporium apiospermum, 1437 nucleotides. RefSeq lists its product as uncharacterized. The coding region runs from base 1 to 1437 and encodes 478 amino acids. Lineage: Eukaryota; Fungi; Ascomycota; Sordariomycetes; Microascales; Microascaceae. The transcript is spliced from 2 exons. The record is from RefSeq and is a predicted model, not a curated record.
AUGCCCACCAAUCUCGCCACGCUCCCUCCCGAGCUUCGGCAGACCAUUCUUUUCUUCUUAAUCGAGGAGUGUCUCAAUGCCCCGAAGUCGACUCAUUACACAUCGCCCGGUUUAGCACCUUACACCACCGUUUGCCGAGAAUGGCAAGAAAUCAUCGAGCGCCAAACCUUCUCCAACCUCUACCUCUGCCUUGACCGGCUGGAUGAAUUCGAGGAGUUCGUCGUCGGCGUGAGGCGUCGUCGCCUGCGGGGCAUUUUACUACACAUCCGAGCCCCAGAGUAUGCUUGCGAUCCAUGUACGCAGAAGGAGUCUUUUGACGACAAGAGGCGAAUCAAUGACAUCUUUACCGAGACUCUGACCCGCCUGUUUGCGCUGAUGAAUACGUGGCCGGAGGAGGAUGUAGUCCCCGGUGGCAUCCGGCUAGAUUUGUCCGUUUCCAGCCCCAGCGACUUAAGGAAUGUCGGCUUGGCCCUCUGGCAGAAGCGCCGGUGGAACACCCGAGACAUUGGAGAGAGGCGUUUCGCUGAUUCGGCCGUCGACUUCGUCGGCCAGGAUGACGAGCGGCGCGUAGUGGGCCUGCUGAAGCCCGUUUAUUCUAUUACCAAAUUUGUAUCAGAAGGCCUUCAUCGCCGCGCCGUCAUGCCUGCCGCAUAUGCCGAGAUCAUAUCUGCCUUGCCUAAUUUGCGCGAGGCAUAUCUGAACAUCAUGAAGGAGAGGCGCGUCCUAGUAAGAAGGCUCAACCUCUCGCAAUUCGGGGACCUGAUGGUCCGUUGGCCUCAUCGUCUCUCGACAUUGGUUAUCAGAGGCAACACAACCUCCAACUGGAGACAACUUCCUCACGCUUCUAUAUCCGAGGCCGACGCCGGAGAUCAUCUUGCCUCCUGUCUCCGCGACGUAGCCCCCCGCCUCCGCACACUUUCCAUCGCCAACCUCGUCACCAUCAAAGCCUUCCUCAUCCCGCUCUGGCCCACCAACUCGGAGGAUCGCGAUAUCCUGCCCAUCAGCCGCCGGGGCCUACCCAAGUGCAAGUACCUCGAGACGGUCGACCUGCACUACGCCUCCCUCAUCUACAAGAUCGACUGGUACAAGGAGAACGCAGACUUCAACAAGCACGACAUGGUAACCGAGUUCCGCCAGGAUCUCGCCCUCGCAGCGGCCCGCCUCGCCGUGUACAUGCCGGCGCUCAAAUCGCUGACUAUUAGCCAGAGACCUAUGAUGUGGGCCGGACGCCAUCGGCUUACGUAUUCCGUUCACGAGAAGCAUGCCGAGCUCGUCUUUUCGAGUUCUUUUGAGUUUGAGCCCGCGGAGUGGGUUGUCGAUGCGUGGAAGAUGGUGGCGAAGAAGCGCGCGGGUAAGCCCUUGAAGAUUCGGACGGAGCGGUUGGUUUCUUAUAAGCCUGACGGAGAUAUUCCCGUUAUCCCUACGUCCGCCUUCUGA